This is a messenger RNA of Alosa alosa (allis shad), 2657 nucleotides long. RefSeq names its product adhesion G-protein coupled receptor F3-like. Gene Ontology annotation, molecular function: G protein-coupled receptor activity. Gene Ontology annotation, cellular component: membrane. Gene Ontology annotation, biological process: cell surface receptor signaling pathway; G protein-coupled receptor signaling pathway. The record is from RefSeq and is a predicted model, not a curated record. The transcript is spliced from 8 exons. Bases 54 to 1943 code for a protein of 629 amino acids. Lineage: Eukaryota; Metazoa; Chordata; Actinopteri; Clupeiformes; Clupeidae.
AUAUUAAGCCAACAACAAUAUCUUGUGCAGAUAAAAAAAAACAGUCUCAAACCAUGACAUGUUUAUUCGAAAACAGCAGUAAACAGAAUAAAAAACAAGACUUAAACAUCCCAAUUCUCCAAGCGGUAGACCGAUUCUGUGAACCAGACUUGCCUUGGCAAAAAACCAAGGCUGGUGAAAAAGCCAUUAUGGAAUGCCCAGUUGGAAGGGUAGGCUACAGGAUCCGCCCCUGUAAUGUAGCUGGUGAAUGGCAGUCUGUACUGGACUACUGUGUGAAUGAGGUGAUAAACAAGUUGAGUUCUGCUGUAGAGAACUUCCAAACUGGACUGGAUGCCACUCCUGAGAUUGCCAUGGAAAUAUUUUCUGGUUUGAAGAACAACAGUGCUUCUGGUACCAGUAUGAGUCUUGGGGAUAUCACGGCCACCAUAAACAUCCUGGAUGGGAUGAAAAAUGCAUCUUCUGCAGUCACACUACAUGAUGAUUCAAUGAUGAAUGACUUUAUAGAUUCUGCUAGCAAUAUUCUGUCCACAGAAUGGACUGAUGACAACACCAUCACACAGGACCUUUCUACAAACUACCUGCAAGCUGUUGAGGGCCUGGUGACAAAUAUGAAAGUAAACCAAAGUGAUGGGCACAAUUCCUCAAACGUACAGUUCCAAGUUUGUCGAAAUAAUGAUGGCUGUAACAGAACAAUCUUUGGUGUGGAAAUGGCAUUGACAACUACAGCACAGGCGAAAGUGGUGGCGCUAAAGAACCUGUCCAAUAAACUCCCAAAUCAUUUCAGCAAGACAGAGAGUGCUAGCAUUGUGGUCUCAGCCACUCUUGAAAACACCUCUGAUCACAUGACAAACAUCACCCUAAUAUUUCCUUUCAACAAGACCACAGCCCAUCCAGGCUACAAAAUUAAAUGUGUUUUCUGGCACACCAAUCGGAGUGAGUGGUCAGACAAGGGUUGUGUGUGGACAGAGGCCGAGGAAAACAUUGUCUGUGAGUGCAGCCACUUGACCUCGUUCUCAUCUCUCAUAUCCAAAGAGGAAGUUGACCAUCCCUUUCUGGAUAUGAUCACUUACAUUGGACUUGGGAUUUCCAUCUGUUCGCUCCUUGUCUUUCUGUUCAUUGAAUGGCUAGUUUGGAGUGCCAUCGUCAAGUCCAACCUCUCCCUUUACCGUCACACAUCCUUGGCCAACAUUGCCGUGUCUCUGCUACUUGCCAACUGCUGUUUCCUAGCCUCAGCAUUUCCAGAAAAACUUGGAAAGCUAACAUGCUUUGUCUUGGUGUUAGCAAAGCACUUCUUCUUCACGGCCAUGUUCUUUUGGAUGCUCUGCUUGAGCUUAAUGCUUCUCCAUCAACUCAUCUUCGUUUUCAGUCCACUCAGGAAAAGAGUCUUUAUGAUCUUGUCCUUCACCGUCGGCUAUGGCAGCCCCACAGUGGUGGUCGGUGUCUCAUAUGUGUACUACGACAUGCUAGGGAAGGAGCCGGGGAACAGUUACCAUAACCCAGAGACUUGCUGGCUGAGGUACGAGGGGCUAAUGAAAGGCUCACUUCAUGCUUUCCUGUUCCCGGUGGGAGUAAUCACUCUGAUGAACCUGAUCUCCAUGGUGGUGGUGAUCAUUACCCUCAUGAGGCCAAAGGUUUCGGAGGGCAAGACAGACGACAAGGAGACUCUGAGAAGUAUCAUCAAAGCAAUCGUUUUUCUGACCCCUGUCUUUGGUGGAACAUGGCUUCUUGCAGUUGUUUCAUUCACAAUAAAUGAGAAAACCACUCUUAAAGUAAUGCUUGACUAUGCUUUCACCAUUGUCAACUCUCUUCAGGGCUUCUUAAUUUUAGUAACAGGAUGUCUUGGUGAAAAAAGGGUUCGAGAGGAGGUUCUGAGAUACAUUCUGGGCUCGAGAUCAACAAAAAGUGAGAGCAGGCAAAACCUGACAACGUCCAUUAAGAAGUAAUACCUAAAGUCUCUUCCCCACAGCUUGUGGAACGCUAGCAUUAGAUGACCGGGUAUGAAGACCUACUGCAGGACUAGGGCGUGACCAGCAUUUUCAGCACAGCUAAAUGGAAAGAAGCCAUUCAGCGGCAGGGUUCACAGGGUCACGCAAGGACAUCAUGGAAAUAGUAAAGAUGCCUCAUUUGACAGAAUAUUCAUUACAAAACUUUUACUAUGGAAAGUAUAAUCUCCCUUUCAGCCUCCGGGAUCAAUUCUGCAUUAGCUGAGUGUUUCUUGGUGUCCAUGCUAGCCUAACCUUUGAUUUUCUGUCAUGUAAUGUAGGUUAGAUUGUACAAAAAAAAAUCUAAAUCUUGUAAUAAAUCUGCUAAUGUUUGAGCUUGCAUUUGUCUUUGAAUAGAAUAGUAGCUUUGUUUAUUUGUUGUGAACAUUCUUCAGCGACAAUAUUUUAAUUAAGAGAGUAGGCCUACCUCCUCUUCUAGCACUUACCACAUGACCAUCCCCCUUCUAGAACUGUCACUUAACUCUGUAUGAGUAGUACUUAUUGUUGCACUAACAUGUACUUGUGCCACUGUUAGAAAUCAAGGGUCUUUGACUGCACCUUCUGAACACCUUUACUGUUUCCCUUUUUUGUAAGUUGCUUUGGAUAUAAGCUAAAUGACUAAAUGUAAUGAACUAUCAUAUUAUAUGCCAUCAGAAGCCUAUGUUUUAUGUUCAC